UAAAGCUAAUGAGAUUAUGCAUUUUUCAGCUUCAAAAAGGGACUACGAGGAAGCAGCCAAAAAGCUUAAAGACGCGUAUCUUACGGAAGACUAUGCAUUUAAGCACGCUGUUUACCUCGUGCAAAAGAAAGGUCAUCUAUUUUUAAUCACCGAAAACUUUGAGGAUUUACGCAUAGACGCAAAUCUCUUUACCAUGGAAGAACUGGCAGCCCCGAUUGCGGUGGUAAAGAACACGAGAGAUCGGACAAUUCUGUUGAGGGAACCACCAAGCUGCUCUACCGACUUAAUUGAGAUGAGUCCGACCAACCUAGGCCAGGAUAAGGAAGCGAUAACGUGGAAAACUGCCAACAAGAUGAUAUCCUAUAUGAGUAAGCAGGAAGUGACGAUGAAGGCAUUGGCAGAGAGUAUGGAUACUCUGGUGAAAUGCUCGGUCAGAAAUACGGAUGCGAUUGUUAAACUAAGCAAUCAUUAUCGAGCCGCUCAAUGUAAUGUAAUGCCUGCUGUUAAAGCCAUAAAGGAACGCUCAGCUGAAGGAACAGUCAAGCCUGCAGACAAGAGUUUGUUCCAUAGUGUCGGAGCACAGACAAAUCCUGUCUUAAGGGCUUCAGAGGGAAGGAGCAUAAAUAAACUUUUAUGCUCAACCAAGAUUUAUUCUCCGCUUUUGAAGAAUAACCAAGUCAUGGAAAAGGCAAAGGUUCCGGACGUGUCAGCCAUCGGGUUGGUGGACACCGAUGAGGAUGAAAGACCUAGGAAACGACUGAACGUCACUACACCUGUGGGACAUUGGACCCAGGAACAGCAGCAGGAGGAAUCAUGGGACGAAGACCCCAUGGCUCAAUCCAUGCUGGACAAGCAUGCGUACAAGGACUGGCGCAAAGAGGCGACAGAACACUUGGGAAAGGGUCACAAAAAUCUAAGAUUAAGCCCAAGACAUGAAGUAAGUAACGAUUCUUUGAAUUUACUUGAUUCUAUGCUUACAAACCAGGAAAAAGCCAGUCAGCAGAUGUGCUGUACACACGGUGGGAGUACGGCAAACAGAUCUAGCAUGGCUGAGUUUAAACUUAAGCAAGCUAGUAUUACACGGACGUACAGACUCAAAGCUAACUCAGAGUACGCCCCUUUCGAGGACUUCCUCUUCUCAGAGCUGAAGUCUCGAAAGUUGUUUUAUAUUUUCAGCAACGAAAGCAAUCUAGUCCCGGAGGAUGAACUCAUGCAUGACAAGAAUGUGGUAAGAGAGAUAAUACUUAAUCGUAUAGACGAGAAGUAUCAUCUCUACACGAUGUCAAUUAAAGAUCCAGUAGAACUACUGGUUAAACUGAAAGAAAUAAAACGCAGCGAGUACCGGAUAAACCCUUACACAGCUCAGAAAAGGCUUUUCAAUCGAAAAAUGAUUAAAGAUAAAGAAACAGCUUUCGAAUUUUGUUUGAAGUUCGAAACGCUUAUGCGGGAGUAUGAAAGUGUAGAGGGAGUUAGAAAACUGCCCGACGUACAAAAGAAAAGCCUUCUCUAUAACGCUGUACUUCAGGUCUUUCCGGAAAUCGCUACGGCCGAGAACUUAGCAAAGCACAGUUGCGGCAAAGGAUAUGACUACGACCAACUAAAAGAUUUAAUCUUUCAGAUCGACGCCUCUAAAAGCAAGGACUCAUCGAGUCAAGCUAUGAUGACCAGCCAGUCAAGGACACCGUCUCGUUCACGGGAGAACUCAAGGGAAAAAGAAAUAUCCACGAACAUGCCGCAUAGGGAACGCUCCAAAAGCCCAAUACGGAAGCGGUGUGAGCGUUGUGGCUCUCUAGACCACAUCCGAGUGGACUGUAAACACAAGGACCCCAAAUGCUUUAACUGUAACCAAUUUGGGCACAUCGCCUCUGGACGUCCGGAACCCAGGAAACGACGAGGUGGGGCAAGCCAAGCGACAAAACGGCAGAGUCGCCGAUCGGACAGCAAGUCACCCCGACGCAACCACCAGCGAUCGGCAUCCAGGAGCCCGGCUACUAAAGUCCGACGACACAGGUCACUUACACCACGUAGGGAGAAAGAGUGAGUCUACAAUCUCAACCAAGUCUGCGACCCUAAAGGUGCACAUCUCCCAACGGGAACCAUACCAAAAGCAACCUCUGCCAAAGACAAACCGAAGAGAGUGGACCGGCUCGACCAACACUACAAACACAGAUACUACACACGGUCAACCCUUACACACACACACACACACACACACACACACACACAACAUAAACACUUACACUAUAGUCUAUAAUCUUUUGUUACACCCCUAACGAAGCCAGGGUGAUCUCCGCUCCGAACGGCUAUCGGGAGGGAGUGUUAGAUUUAAGAACACCCAAGAGGGUUCACGGGCUAGUCUUUAAGAACGCUAGCCAUUCUAUGCUGCGCGCAGAGUGAGCAUAGCUCCCCACCACGAGCGGCCCUUUUCCCCCUUUCUCAGCCGCCGCAGAGAAAGGACGGCAGAGCGUUUAGUUCCUCUCGUCAUCCCGACGUACACGCACGUCUCGUUUACGCUAAAGAAUAAAGACCACGUUUCACGCUGAA
This is a messenger RNA of Nasonia vitripennis (jewel wasp), 2544 nucleotides long. RefSeq lists its product as uncharacterized. The record is from RefSeq and is a predicted model, not a curated record. Gene Ontology annotation, molecular function: zinc ion binding; nucleic acid binding. The transcript is spliced from 3 exons. The coding region runs from base 17 to 2041 and encodes 674 amino acids. NCBI's taxonomy places the organism in Eukaryota, Metazoa, Arthropoda, Insecta, Hymenoptera, Pteromalidae.